Molecule: messenger RNA, 2091 nt
Organism: Bufo gargarizans (Asiatic toad)
Lineage: Eukaryota; Metazoa; Chordata; Amphibia; Anura; Bufonidae
Gene: PRRT1B
Product: proline rich transmembrane protein 1B
Exons: 5
Coding region: 173-784 (203 amino acids)
Cellular component (GO): membrane
Source: RefSeq, a predicted model, not a curated record
AGGGGCAGAAGACCGAGAGGAGCGGGCAGCAGCAGGGUGGGCACCAGUCAGGAGAAGGAUGAGCCAGCCUGUGCCUGCAGACCGGGAGGAGCAGGAUUAAUGAGAAGAGGAGGAUAACACUCAUCAGACACUGCACCAAGUCCUGGGCAAGGAGUACCAAGAGCUGCGGACCAUGGCUGCUACAGGUUCUGCAGAAAUGGAGGUUCCGAUCCAAGAGGACGGGGAGAGAAGUGAAGCCACGGCAGAAAUGAGCCACGGAGCUGACACUCCUGACCAUGUCCAGCCCAAGAACACCUCAGAGGAACCUAAAGGAAUAGAGAACACAGGAUUUGUUGGGGACCCCCCACCUUAUUCCCCCCCAGACCCAAAGAUUGCUCAUCUCCUGUAUCCCAGCUACCCAGCGAACUUCUCGGGGAACACGCCCGUCUACUACCAGUCCGCGCCCGCCAUGUCCAGUGUGUACAGUCAGCAGAACCUGGCACCGGGGUCGUACCCCUAUAUCAUAAACGACAGCGCCCUGGGGAUGCCGCCUUCACAGCCGGAGGUGAGGACCAAGGACUACAUGGUGGAGUCGGUGCUGGUCACGUUCUUCUGCUGCUUCCUGACGGGGAUCAUCGCUGUGGUCUACUCGCAUGAGACCCGAUCGGCACUGAGCAGAGGCGACCUCCUGCAGGCCCAGGAGUCCUCCCGCAAGGCGCGCUCCCUCAUCCUCUUCAGCCUGCUCUUUGGCGUCUUCAUCUCAGCCAGCUGGAUCAUAUACGUGGUGGUGACCAUAUUCUUAUGACGGGGAACGAAGCUCUGGGAACUGUAAAAAGUUCAGUCUGGCGAUGUGGCCCCCAACCAGAAAACGUUGUGCACCCCUGAUCUAGAAAGACCAACAGUUCCCAACCACAGACUCCACAAUUUAUCAGACUGAUGAGGACGCCCCCGUUUCAAGAAUAUCGCUUUCUCGUACAUCAACAUAGUAAACUUUACCAUGAAAUUCCUCCAUCUUUGGGGGGAGACGUUUGAAUCCAAUGAAGAGCAAUACGUUUCCUGGCUACGUAUAAUACCCUCCCUAGUGCUGUCCUACCUACCUCGUCUAUACCAACAUCCACCAGAGAACCCAAGAUACAAGCUUCAGGGUCACGAGGAAUUCUUAUUGAGAAGAGACUGAAUUAUUUCCAGUACAUUCGUCCAAAACUCAUCCAACCUUGGACAGAACCACAACACAUGUAUUAAAGCUGCUGGAUCCAUAUGACAUCUUGGCCAUGUAGCAUCCGCUCCGACACCAAUUCGCUGUACAAACACUGGGGUUUUGUAAACCGCGUAUAAUAAACAAUUGCGAUAGUUUAGCACAUUCGUCUAAGGACGAUUUCGGUUCUGCCUCCACGAUGUCCUCCCCUUGUUACCUCUCCAAUAUCUACAUCCCAGGCUUUCAUUCUUGACAGUGGACGUGAAUCCAGAAAUGUAUCUAGAAGCAUUUGACAUAGUAGUGCGGAUAUCACUCCCCAUUCAAUGUAAAGCAGCAUCUCUUAGGGCCCCAGUAUUUCCAGUUUUAGACACAGUUGCAUGUAUGCCGUAUUUGUAAGUACUGAUAACACUUCCCUCUUGGUAGGUCAUACACGUCCAUUAUAUUAUUGAAGCACCUCUUUAUCUAAUAGGCUACUUCUUCUAUUUUCUCCUUUAUUUACCCAAAUUUGAAACCCCUUCAAGGUUAAAAACUCAGGAAGCAUAUGAUUGUUCAGUAAAACCUGCGAUGCCCCUCAAUUGUUCAGCUUUUUCCCAUAAAUACAGGGAUAUUCCUGAGCAGAACCUGCCCCACUCUGUGCGUGAUCUGAGGCCAGGACGGAGGCUCACCAUCCAGCAGGACAAUGACCCCAAACAUACGGCUAAAGCAACACUUGGGGGGUUUAAUGGGAGACAAGUAAAUGUGUUGGAACGGCCGAGUCACAGCCCAGAUCUCAGUCCAAUAGAAGAUCUGUGGUCAGACGUAAAGAUCGCUGUUCACGAGCGCAAACAUCCGACCUGAAGGAGCCGUUCUGCAAGGAGGAAUGGGCAACAAUCCCAGCGGUCAGAUGUGGCGACUGCUCCUAGAGGCUGAUCCAGAGA